Messenger RNA from Rotaria sordida, 1218 nucleotides. The record is from the annotation of a GenBank genome assembly. Lineage: Eukaryota; Metazoa; Rotifera; Eurotatoria; Philodinida; Philodinidae.
AUGUUAUUUUUUGAAUUAUAUAAUGAAAAUAUUCUUGAUUUACUUGUUCAAUCAAAAGAUAUGAAAAUUCGUAAAUAUCUUAGUCUUAUGCAAAAUGAUCAUCCAACAAUUAUUAAAAAUCUUAUAAAAAUACCUGUAUUUGCACUAAAAGAAGCUGAAGAUAUUAUUAAAUUUGGUUUUGCUGAUCGUUUAACAUCAAAAACAAAUCUUAAUGAAGCACCAUCAAGAGCACAUGCGGUAGUUUGUAUAGUGCUUAUUACAGCUAAUAAAUUUGAUGAAGAACCAAUUAUAAGAAUUUGUGAUUUGAUUGAUAAUCAACCAAUAAUUAUUAGUGGAAAACAGCUGACAGAAACUUAUAAUAUAAAUAAAUCAAUAAUAACAUUUAAAGAUUGUAUUCGAGUAUUAAAUGAAAAUCAAAUAGCGAACUAUGAAAAAAUAUACAAAAAAAAACAAAAAAAAACACAACGUGAUGUCAUUGCUGAUGAACAACGAUCUUUACAAGGUAAUCAACAAUAUCCACCUGGUGCAAGUUUAGCAACAGCUCACUAUCCAUCUGGUUCAAAUUUAGCAACAGCUCCUUAUCCACCUGAUUUUCGUUUAGCAACAACUCAUUAUCCACGUAAUCCAUUAGUAGCAGGAGCUCAAUAUCCACCUGGUUUUCGUUUAACAACAGCUUCGUAUCCAUUUAAUCAAAAUUUAAGAACAGCUCAUUAUCCACCUGAUCGAAAUUUAGCAACAGUUCAUUAUCCAAGUGGUCCAUUGUUAGCAACAACUCCGUAUCCACCUGGUUCAAAUUUAAUAACAGCUUCUUAUCCAUCUAAUCAAAGUUUAGCAACAGUUCAUUAUCCAUACGGUCCAUUGUUAGCAACAGCUCCGUAUCCACCUGGUUCAAAUUUAAUAACAACUUCUUAUCCAUCUAAUCAAAGUUUAGCAACAGUUCAUUAUCCACACGAUCCAUUGUUAGCAACAGCUCCGUAUCCACCUGGUUCAAAUUUAAAUGCAGCUUCUUAUCCAUCUAAUCAAAGUUUAACAACAGUUCAGUAUCCACUUGAUCCAAGUUCAGAAACAGUUCAGCAUCCAUCUGGUCAACAUUUAUCUCCAACAAAUCAUUCACCAGAUCAACAUCUCAAUGCACAAGUUUUAUUACAUCCUGCUGGUAAUGUUGGUUCAUCGCAAGAAAUCGUAAAUAUGGAAGCAUGGUUACUAGAAGAACAGUAG